GCUACAUUGCACCCUCCGAACUCAGUCCAAUCCCGAAUGUCGAGCCCAGGCUUCGCCCAGGCCCAGUUCGUCGCGGUCAUGUUCUACAGCCUCCUGUCAGCCCAAUCUCUACGCAAGCUCUUAAGGCCGACUGAGCUGACGGAUCAAGCGGACCCAUGUUUCCCUGCCCGGUGCAUUUACUCUGAUCUCGCCUCCUCUUGAUGAGGUUCUGUGCAGGCCAUCUGGCCACCCUUUUCUUUCUGGUCCAGAGCUGCUACUCCAGUCCCUUUGUCUCUCCUACGGCGAACAGCACGGGCAGCUACGUGAUGAAGAUCAAACGCUCUGUUGGCCGACCCCUUCUGCAGCGCAGUGUCGACGGCCCACAUGUGUUCGACCCUACCUAUGCGGUAGAUGAGCUGAACGGACUUCUCGGGAAAUACGCGAACGCAGAACAAUUUCUUUCUGGCAUGGGUUUGAACCCUGACGCGCAUCCAGAGAAGGGAUAUGAGCCGUUCACUCACCCGCUCAUCGGUGCUCUGAACAGUACGAAUGCGACGGUCACUAAUACUACCCGGAAUGCCAACGCCACAGGUACGGCCCGCCCGAGCACCAACACGACUACUGCAAGUAAUAGUACGGGAAAUGCUACUCUCGCGGUGUCUCAUACGCACUUCCUCCUCUUGCCCUUGAUGGACGACGACACGGAUCAGCCGCAACCGAUCGUGCAAUUUCCUGGUACGGCGCAGAUGCCAUUGACGGACGACGUUGCCGGUGGCAUGGACAUCCUAUACUACGGCAAUCUCGAGUUCGGCUCGCAUGGCCAAGGCCUCACCGUCGACGUCGACACUGGCUCUGCAGACCUCUGGGUGCCCGUCACUGGCUGCCGAACCUGCGGCGGUGACCCCUUCCGUUCAUACGACAGCACCUCCUACCGGAACUUCGGCCAGCGGUUCUCCGUCUCCUACGGCGCGGGCAAGGUCUCCGGCACGCUCGCGCAGGACCUGGUAAGCGUCGGCUCGCUCUCCGUUGCGCAGCAGGCGUUCGGCGCGGUGAAGAGCGAAUCGGAGGACUUCUACGACGCCCCGUCCGACGGCCUGCUGGGACUGGCGUUCGGGAGCAUCGCGCAGAGCAAGCAGCCUACGUUCUUCGAGAAUCUGAUGAUGUCGAAGCAGGUCGCGGGUGGUGCGUUUGCGGUGCACUUGCAGAGGGACCAGACGGUCGGUGGUGAGGUGUGCUUUGGGUGCUUCGAUACUACGAAGGCGAUUGGACCGAUCACAUGGAGUCCCGUCGUGUCACGCACGUAUUGGUCUCUCGAGCUCGAGUACCUAGCAAUCAAUCAAUGGCAAGGCGUCCCUGCCAACUUGACAGCAGCUAUUGACACAGGCACGACGUUGAUCUACGUCCCGGAUGACGUCGCAUCUCGGCUUUACGCUCUGAUCCCAGGCUCAAAACAUGCCGCACAGUACGGCGCAGGCUUCUACACGUAUCCCUGCGACACUCCCCUCGCUGUGACUCUCAGCUUCGGCGGACGGGCCUACGGCGUUGACCCUGCCGACUUCAAUCUCGGCCGGACCUCGGCUGAGUCUCCGGACUGUGUGGGCGGCAUCCUCGCACUCGGACAGGGUUUCCCAGACAACCUUGCGAUCAUCGGGGACGAGUUCCUGAAGUCUUGGUACUCGAUAUACGACUAUCCGGGGAACCGAGUCGGCUUCGCAUUGAGUGUCAAUAACAAGGAUUCACCGGAUUCACCGUAGCUACGUUAAUGUUGUCGUUGUCGUUUUAGGAGUACCAUGCGUCGCAAUGGAUGAUACUGUCUUUGCGCGAA
Rhodofomes roseus is the source of this 1804-nucleotide messenger RNA. Its product is annotated as aspartic peptidase domain-containing protein. The record is from RefSeq and is a predicted model, not a curated record. The transcript is spliced from 8 exons. Gene Ontology annotation, biological process: proteolysis. Gene Ontology annotation, molecular function: aspartic-type endopeptidase activity. The coding region runs from base 201 to 1733 and encodes 510 amino acids. Lineage: Eukaryota; Fungi; Basidiomycota; Agaricomycetes; Polyporales; Fomitopsidaceae.